Molecule: messenger RNA, 1182 nt
Organism: Culex pipiens pallens (northern house mosquito)
Lineage: Eukaryota; Metazoa; Arthropoda; Insecta; Diptera; Culicidae
Exons: 6
Coding region: 1-1182 (393 amino acids)
Biological process (GO): detection of chemical stimulus involved in sensory perception of smell; sensory perception of smell
Cellular component (GO): plasma membrane
Molecular function (GO): olfactory receptor activity; odorant binding
Source: RefSeq, a predicted model, not a curated record
AUGAAAUUCUACGAACUCCGCGAACCGAUGGCUGCUUUGCCGUUUAUUCAGCGAGUUUUACUAUUUUCAGGCCUACGUGGAUGCCCUCGAGGGCUGCUUCGAUUUGGGCUAAGCUUUUUGGGACCAUGGCUCGUGAUUGGGCUUCCGAAGCUCAUCUUUGGCUUUGGCAGCGAUCUUGGCCUGAAUGUUCGCGGUUAUGCGGAGUUGAUGUUCAUGUGCAACAUUGACGUACGGAUGUUGAUCUUUUUCUGGCAUAGAAAAAAAUUGGAAGAAUUUGUUGAAAUUGUGCAAAGGGCGUUUGAUAAUGUUAGCAUUCUUAGUCCCGAUUCUUCAACGUACAAAAUGGUUCUGAAAUUGAAUCAAAUGAUGGAUAAAAGUGCCAAGAGUUACGUGCUUUAUACCCUUGGAACAAGUGGAGUAUUCCUGGUGCUUUCAGCACUGCAAACCUGUGGAAUCUACUUCAUGAAUCACGGGAAUGAUACUGUUGUACCGAAAUUUGUUACGGCAACUGCUCAUGAAGAAAGCGGUUGGGACGUCGAUGAAAAUAUUGCUUACUGUUUUAUUCAUUUCGUGCUUAUAACUCCGAUGCACUUGCUAUUAGGCCUCCGAUUUGCCACAAUCGAUACAAUGAUAUUCUGCGGGGUUCGAUCUACAAUUUCGUUGUUUAGAUUGGUGUCUGCAAAGUUGGAAAAACUUCACGAAUUUUCUGGAUCAACUUUACGAGAACAAUUUUUUGAUGUUGUGAACCUUCAUGUGGAUGCUUUGAGAUGCGUAAAUAUUUUGGAAACUAUUUUCAGUUUCAUUGUAAUGGUUCAACUUGUCAGUACAGUGAUCAUAUGGAUUGCCAUGGUGCUUUGCGUUAGCAAUAACCCCAACGCAAAUGCUAUUAAUUUGUUCGUCCUUCUCAUUCUUAUAACGGCUCAAUCUUAUUUAUUGUGUCGUCUUGGAACGGAACUCACUGCUGAGAGCUUCGCCGUUGCAACCUCGUCGUACGACUGUCAAUGGAUCCAACUUCCGGCGGAUAUCCGGAGAGGAGUUGGACGGAUCAUGCAAAGGGCCCAAAAGUGGGAAGGAAUUACGGCGGCGCACUUCUUUCAGCUGGAUGUCGAACGAUUUGGGGCCAUGGUGCAAACUUCAUACUCGAUUUUCGUUAUACUGAGGGAGCGAUUGAUGCAUUCAUAA